Messenger RNA from Penicillium verhagenii, 936 nucleotides. RefSeq lists its product as uncharacterized. The transcript has a single exon. Bases 1 to 936 code for a protein of 311 amino acids. The record is from RefSeq and is a predicted model, not a curated record. Lineage: Eukaryota; Fungi; Ascomycota; Eurotiomycetes; Eurotiales; Aspergillaceae.
AUGAAGCAAACCACAUCCCGUUUCGAGGCAAGACCUGCAAGGCUUUUGACGCUUGAUAUGCGUAUAAUAAAAAGGAUUCUCGACCAUCUACCAACUCCGGAUUUCAUUUGCGUCCUUCUCACCUGCAAAUUCUUCUUCUUCAAGGUCGGAAGCAAGCAACUUGGUCGACUUAUUCCGCCCCAAAAGCGAGAAAUGCUUUGCCCUAAUUGGAAACUCGAGCAAAGCCCCAGAAUGCAGCUGCUUCGUCAGCUCGAGAAUACACGUUGGAGAUACUGUAGUGAAUGCUGGAAUCUUCACGCACGUUCUGAAUGGUGUAUCCCACUGGCACAGUCUCGGAUACCAUUCAAAAAGUCCCAAAAAGGAUCUGGCCAUCUGUCGCUUGGUGCUCAAGUCAGAAGUUGCAUGCCCUUUCCUGGAGAGGUCGAUAUCUGCCCGUGUCUUACUAUUACCUUCCCGGACAAAAUCCGCCUGAUUGAAAAAAUCAAGCUAGCUCGAGACCUCGAUCCCAGUAAGACACAAUAUUGUUACAACAAGGCACUCUACCAUCCAGUAUCUGGCAGAAGGCGGAAUCCAGUUGGUCAUGCGUGUGUUGUUCGCGAUCAUCCACUGAUCAAGCUGGAAAUUUACACAUACCUAGCAGUGGACGAAAACACACAGGAGCUCUAUGUGUCUAAUUGUUAUGCCUUUGAGAAACGAGAACUCGGCAGUGAAGGACAGAAUGCUGUUAUAUUCCCACAAAAUAACAAACAGGUUGGGAAAUGGCUAAAUGGCUUUUUUGCGGAGGCUGGCUCGAGCUUUUCUGUUCGCAAACAUGGCCCACAGCACUUUGAUAUUGUGAAGCCUAUGGAGGACCCACGAUGCUUCGCGAUUCGAUCUGUCCGUAAUUUUGGAAAAGCGCAAUGGCCUGACCGAGAAUGGAAGAAAAAUUGUCGUUAG